AUGUCUACAAGAGUUGCCAGCCAUGCUGGCUCGUGGUAUACUUCGAAUCCCAAGAAGCUCCAAUCUGAACUCGACGCAUGGCUGCAAGGCGUGAGUAUUGACGGGGCUGACCUACCUGUCGCUGGCGCAAGGGUCAUCAUUGCGCCGCAUGCAGGAUAUUCGUAUUCUGGAGAAACCGCUGCAUGGGCUUACAAAACCCUCGAUCUUUCAAAAUGCAAACGCAUCUUCCUUCUCGGUCCAUCCCACGCUUAUUAUCUGUCCGGGUGCGCGUUGUCAAGGCAUGCGAAAUAUGCCACCCCGCUGGGAGAUUUUGUCAUAGACAAGGAGAUAGUGGCAGAAUUGAAGGAGACCGGGAAGUUUGAUACGAUGAGCACGCAAAAUGACGAAACGGAACACAGUCUCGAGAUGCAUCUGCCGUACAUCUACAGAAUGAUAUCGAAAACCUUCGACGAUCCGACAAAGUAUCCAACACUCGUUCCGAUUCUAGUUGGAAAUACCGACCCAUCAAAAGAACAACAAUUUGGCAAGCUGCUCUCGAAAUACCUAGCCGAUCCAACGAAUGUGUUCGUUGUAUCCUCCGACUUCUGCCAUUGGGGUACACGCUUCCAAUAUACAUACUACCUACCACAAAGUGCUAUUCAAGCGAAAUCCAGCAAAGGCCAAUCUCUGCAUCGACGAGAAGCUGCACCUACAGAUCCGCCUAUCUAUGAGAGCAUCAAUGAGUUAGAUAAACAAGCAAUGGAUGCCAUUGAAUCAGGCAAACACAGUGCUUUCCUCCACAACUUGGAACAGACUGGGAAUACCGUCUGUGGACGACACCCAAUCGGAGUUGUCAUGGCUGCUAUCGAGGUUUUGGAGAAGGAAGGCAAAGCUUCUGGCACAAGUGGGAAAUUUAAGUUCGUUAGGUACGCUAGGAGCAGUGAGGUGGAGGAUAUCACUGAUUCCUCGGUGAGCUAUGCCAGUGCGUAUGCUGUGCUAUGA
Molecule: messenger RNA, 981 nt
Organism: Mollisia scopiformis
Lineage: Eukaryota; Fungi; Ascomycota; Leotiomycetes; Helotiales; Mollisiaceae
Product: UPF0103-domain-containing protein
Exons: 2
Coding region: 1-981 (326 amino acids)
Source: RefSeq, a predicted model, not a curated record